Molecule: messenger RNA, 4035 nt
Organism: Melozone crissalis (California towhee)
Lineage: Eukaryota; Metazoa; Chordata; Aves; Passeriformes; Passerellidae
Gene: MPZL1
Product: myelin protein zero like 1
Exons: 5
Coding region: 1-861 (286 amino acids)
Cellular component (GO): membrane; cell surface; focal adhesion
Source: RefSeq, a predicted model, not a curated record
AUGCAAUGUCUGUGCAGUCACCCGACGCAGGAGUUACUGAUGCCUCUUGUCUCCUGCCCCUGUAGGCAGUGUGAUGUGAACUUGCUCGUUCUCAAAGCAGCACUGAUGUGUCUUGUUCUCCUCCUUUCUUCCCUUUGCCAUGCAGUGCAAGUGUCAGCAGUGGAGGUGAACACCCCGGAGGAGAUGUUUGUGGAGAACGGGACGGACGCCAAGCUGCCGUGCACGUUCACAUCCGUAGAGGUGAUCAGCAGUGCAGCAUCUGUGUCCUGGAGCUUCCAGCCAGAGGGAGCAGCCACUCGUAUCUCAUUUUUCUAUUACUCUAAUGGGAAGUCAUACCCUGGAAAAGACAUACCAUUUAAAGACAGGAUCACUUGGGCUGGAGAUCUUAACAAGAAAGAUGCUUCUAUCACAAUAUCAAACAUGCAGUUCCGGGACAACGGCACGUACAUUUGUGAUGUCAAGAACCCACCUGACAUUGUUGUCAAACCAGGAGAAAUCCGAGUUAGAGUUGUGGAGAAAGACAGCCUGCCUGCGUUCCCCAUUGCCACCGUGGCGGGGAUCGCCAUCGGUACGGUCACGGGGCUCUCGUCGCUCAUCUCUAUUGUCGUGUGUCUUGUCAUCAGAAAGAACAACUCUAAAAAACGAUACUCUGGCUGCAGUACCUCUGAGAGCUUGAUGUCUCCGGUUAAGCAAGCUCCGCAGAAGGCGCCCUCCGACACAGAGGGCCUGGUAAACAGCGUGCCCGCCCGAUCACACCAGGGCCCAGUCAUUUACGCGCAGUUAGAUCACUCCGGGGGACAGCACAGCGACAAGAUCAACAAGUCAGAGUCUGUGGUCUACGCCGACAUUCGGAAGAACUGAGAUCCUCAGCCAUCCAAAGGACAACACACAUUCAGACUGGAAUUGCUUGAGCAAGAUUUGACCCAGAGAACUCUCACAUGUGGCCUUUGAUGCCUAGGCUAGGACCAAUGCAUGUGCAUACAGAGGGAGAGAUAUAUAUGUAUUGUGUGUAAAUAGUCUAUUUAAUCGUACAGAAGUGAGACCAAUGUUGCAUGUUGAAAUGCGGUAAGAAUUUUGCUUAUAAAUUGCCAAUAUUCUUUUUUUUUUUUUUUGUAUCUUGUGUGACGAGAGAGAAAGUGAAAACUCAGAUCACAAUUUUAAAAUAUUUUUAUCUUGAUUAUUAAUGGAGAAACUGGAAGAUGCCUAGGUUGACCUGGAGAUUCUUUUUUUCUUUGCUUAUAGGGCUUAAUUUCUUUUGUUGAGGUGACUAUAAAGAAGACAUUUUCUUUAUAUUCAGAAUUCUUUAUGUAUACAGGGUAUUUAUCUUUCCUUGGUCAGAUUCUCAGUACAGGCUGCCUUCUCGUGUAAACUGGACCCUCUCACUUGGUCAUGUAAGCCAAAUUGUGACUCCUAGCUAUCAGAAAUGUAUGUCUUAGCAGUGUGAGUGAAGGAAACCUUUAGGCCUACCUGACCUGUGUAACGUGGGUCACAAAACUGUUUACUUCUCCAUGAGCCCAGCUAUUCAAGCUUAGUCCUUUAAGGGACAGGGGUAGUGUUGAUCUAAUUCUGUGAAAUGGUAGUUUACCUGUGAAAACAAAGGAGAGUGAGUUAAAGGCAUAGGAGGAUGUAGCUGUAGGUGGUUACCUCAGACUCUGUUGAACCUUUCAGUGAAAUAUUUCUUCCUCAAAGCUCUGUCAUUUCAUGUGUUAAAAAGGGCUCCAAGGGAUCUGGAAGCUGUAGUACUCCCAUACGUCUCUCCCAUGGCUCCAUUAUGCCACUGUCACCUCCUUGGAAGUGCUUUAUCUGUUCUUAAAAGCCUGUAGUGCAGGCUGAACAACUUCUGGAGGAAAUCUAGGGCUCUAUGGGUUUUUUGAUGUGUGGUUUUUUUGUGUGACCAAUAUUUGCACAGAAGAUGCGGAUGGGCAGUUUAUUUCCUUAAUCUCUGCAAGUCUAGUGGUUGAAUACAAUUCUCCAGCCUCUUUUUUCUGGGUUAAACUCCUCCUAGAUUAUUAAAGAUCUCUGCUGAUGAGGAUUUCUUUUGCUGACCCAUUGUAUCCUGAAAUCUGGUGCUCAAAACUAGAAGUGGCCUUCCAGCAGAGAUCUUCUCAAAGUGGCAUAUAGAAGAAGGAUUUCUGUUUUGUACAUCCCAAUGUGGUGGUUUUGUUUUGUGUUGGGUUGUUUUUUGGCAGCAAAUAGUUUUCAGUUUGGUCUAUGGUAACUAACCCCUUUUCUCUGAUUCUUGCCCAUUUCCUAGUUCAGUCUGUUUCAGAAUCAGUCCCAGAAUGGUUGAGGUUGGAGGGACCUCUGGAGAUCAUCCGGCCUUCCUCCAGCAGGCUCAGCCAGAGGAGGCUGCCCAGCAUUGUGCCCAGUUUUUAGCAUCUCCACAGGUGGGACCUCUACAACAUCCCUGGGCAACCUGUUCCAAACAAACUCAAGCCCACAUUUGACUCUUAACACCAAGCACAUGAAAAAUGGUUACAGGCCCAUGGCAGACCCUUUCACAACCACUUUAGAUAAUCCUUUAAUUAUGACAGUGCAAUUUAAAUAUUUAUUUUGUGUACAUUGGGGUUUUUUUUCCCAAGAAAAUUAGGUAUGCCAACAGUAUAUUCUUCCAUCAGGAUCAGACUUCACUGGUUUCCUGACAACAGCUGCCUUUAUUAGAAAUCAACAGCUUUAUUUUUGUACACGUGCACUGGGUAGAUCUUAGGACAUUGUCCUCAAAGCCAGAACCAGCUUCUUAAAACUGGGGCUCAGAAGGAAAUCAUGGAUUAAUUUAUUCUGCCAUAUGUCAGUUGCUAAUCCUGCAAUAUCUGAAUUUGUGUAAUUCUUCUUCCAAGAUUUGGCUGGUAUCAAAAAAAGGGCAUGUUUCAGUUUUAAAGCAUCGGUUUUCAGGUAUUUGCCAAGUCUUGUAGAGAACUGAGCUGUGGCUAACUAACAGCUCUGUAAAUAUUUUAGCGUUUUAUUUAUUGGCAAUAGCACAUACAAGAUGAAAAAUGGACAAAUUUCUUCUUCACAGGAGACCUUUAAAUAUCUUCUUCUGUAUCAUGGAUUAAGCAUGUGUUUUUUAGCAGUACUGCACAUGAAGGGCUGUGGUGCUUGUACCCAGUGCUGGCAGCUGACAGAGUGGGACCUGCUCACCCCAGAAAUGCUCAGGGGUAGUUUGUCCACUCAAGCUUCCUUCUGUUGAUAAGAUCCACUGCCUUGGUUGCUGCAGUGCUAGUGUUGGUGACUGUAGUGAGGAAAUUCUUCACUCAGAAGCUGGUGAGGCCCUGGCACAGGUUGCCCAGAGAAGCUGUGGAUGCCCCAUCCCUGGAGGUGUUCAGGGUCUGGUUGGAUGAGGGUCUGAGCAACCUGGUCUGAUGGAAGGUUCCCUGCCCAUGGUGGGUGGGUUGGAACCAGGUGAUCUUUAAGGUCCUUCCCAACCCAGUCCAGUGUGUGAUUCUGUGGUUCUGUAGGAUUGAGUUGGACUCGAUGACCCUGAUGGGUCCCUUCCAAUCUAGUAUGAAUUAUGAUUAAGCUCAGGAGGAAUCCUGCUGCUGCUGCUUUCCUUAUCUAUCAGGCUAUUACUUCCCAACAUUUAUUUUACACUUAAUAAAACACUUAUGCUUUGGAUGUGGUUAAUGGAGAAACUUGAUUUUGAUCUGCCUGUGUUCAUCCCUGUGCAUCACCAUCUUGCUCCCCCAGCAUUUUUGAGUAAGAAGGAGAAUUGUGAUGAAUGUGGCGAUCAGAAACUUGCUGCUAUGAGAAGAUGGGGCUGGCCUUGCCUCUGAAGUCUGCUACUAAUGUUUGCUUCUUUUCCUGCUGGAAUGUACUGGAAAAUCUGAGCACAAUUCUGAUGUGGUGCUAACUUUAGGAAGCACAUGAAUCCGGUGCUAACUUUAGGACUGAUCUGGUGCUAACUUUAGGAGACACGCUGGUCUGGCUGAUUUUAACUGACUUGAGGAGACAUCUCCUUGCAUGGCUCUUGUCUGGCUACAGGUAUGUUCAUAUUGCCUACACUGAGGAGGCUCCCUGCAAGGCUUCUUGGGUCCUCUU